UUGGUUUCUUCUUGGGCCAUCCGUCGGAUGGUUCAUUACCUUCUGGAUUCUUCCGUGAGAAGGAAACGGGGAGCAAGGAUGCGGCGCUCCCAUCGCACUGCCGCUUCCAGCAAGACUCGGGGCGUCGACGUCGUCCCGAUCUGUUCAUCUUCUGAUCAAGAGGGGCUGGGGUCCGAUUCGGACGAUGACGAAAAGGUAGAGGACGACGAUGGAGAGGAGGAGGAGGAGGAGGAACAAGAUGACUCUGAUGAUGAAGACUACAUCGAUACCGAUUGUGACGGAGUUUUAGAAGAAGAGGAUGAGAAGGCUCCUUCGAGGUUAUUCGAGGAAGACGAUGAGGAGAAUGCACUGGAGACAAAACCGAACGAUGAAGAGCGGUGCAGGAAAGUGGUCGAUCUUUUACGAUGGAAGCAAUCUUUAGAUACUCUGAAGCUGGGAGAGUGUAAAUCCUAUUUGCGGAGCCAUGGACUUCGACUGAGUGGAACCAAAAGUACAUGUGUCAGUAGAAUUUUGGAACACUGGAGGCUAAAAGAUGGAAAUGGUGAGAUUCUGUAUCCAUGGUCUUCUUUUUUUAUAAACUGCACAGGCGAUGUAUGUAAAGGAGAUGUUGUCCGUUUUAGGCAGAGAGUUUAUGAUAAAUUUACAAGAAGGACUAUAAUUGGAAAGCGAACAAUUGCAGGACGAGUUGUGAAGGAAAGUUAUGGUGCAGCCAAACAACAACACACAUUUACUGUUGAAGUACUAUGGUCUAGAGGCAAAAAUGCACUACCUCCCAUGUUUCCUUUACUUGUGAAGGGGCGCAACCUUUACAGACUAAAGACUUUCCGCCAGCCUUGGAGCAAUGAGCAGGAGAGAUCCAAGGUUCUUGCUGAAAAGCAUCAAAGGGGAGCAGUGGCCAGGCAUAUUCGAAAAAAUUCAAAAGCUAUGUCCAUGAAUGGUGGUUCAAGGCACCACCAGGGAAGCUCCUUUGAUGCUAAACUAAAUGGUAAGAAAAGAAGGGGAGAACAGUCUAGGGAUAUUUCUGGCAGAAAGAAAAAGAAAGUUGCUGCCAGUUCACGUAAGGUUCCUUGUGAAAAUACUUCAAGUCAAGCCCAUACAGACACGGUGGCAAGAAAUUUCGAUCCAUCUUAUAAUGUUCCGAGGCAAGCAAUUAAUAAUGGAGGUUCAAGGCCCUACAAGGGAAUCUCCUCGGAUGCAAAUAAGCAGGCUAACUGGACAAGAAAUGCCAGUUUGCACAACGUUCCUCAUGCCAGUACUUCACGUUCAGCUCAUUUGAAUGUGCAAGACGCUAUGACAAGAAGUUUCCAUCCAUCCUACAAUAAUCGGAGGCAAGGAAUUAAUCAUGGAGGCAGUACUUAUCGGCAACACCCUGUCUCAUUAAGGAACGCUUUCUACGAUCAUAAUACACGUUUGGAGUUACUUCAUCCUACUGCAGCACCUCCUCCGACGAACCCAGGGAUUGCUUAUGCUCCUACUCAUCGUCGAGAUGGUUCCUUUGGCAUGACUAGGGCAUCACACCUUCCAUCAAACAUGAGGUAUCAGUUUAACCAUCCUUAUGCUAGCGUGGCUUCUUCAGUAGAUCCAUGGACAGAAAGCCAGCAUUGGCAACGGCCAUGAGCAUGGUCCUAGAAUACCUCCAGCUAUACAAUUUCAGAGGUUUAGGAGUCCUUGAAGUUACUCAUGGCAGUUUGAAUGCCGUGUAUCAAGUUGAUCAACGGAUUGACAGUUCGGUUCUGAUUUUGGGCAAAUAUUGCAUGACGACGUCGAGAAUUAGCAUUUAUUGUCUCGAGUUCAGACCAAGGCUCAAUACAUGAUGGUUAAUUGUCAAGCUUAUUUCAUAUGAUCGUGUCUGAAGAAAAAAGCUGAUAGAACAAAAAACAUAACGAGGUACAUGACAGUUCAGUUC
Molecule: messenger RNA, 1906 nt
Organism: Zingiber officinale
Lineage: Eukaryota; Viridiplantae; Streptophyta; Magnoliopsida; Zingiberales; Zingiberaceae
Product: zinc finger CCCH domain-containing protein 62-like
Exons: 10
Coding region: 28-1617 (529 amino acids)
Source: RefSeq, a predicted model, not a curated record